Molecule: messenger RNA, 2197 nt
Organism: Somion occarium
Lineage: Eukaryota; Fungi; Basidiomycota; Agaricomycetes; Polyporales; Cerrenaceae
Source: the annotation of a GenBank genome assembly
GGUAAACACUUCACGUUCGACGUUCAAACGUCCACAAGUCAACGAGCACAGCUGGAUCUUGAUAGAUCUUGUGGCCGGUCCGGACCUUCCGCUAGAUUACGUCGUUCGCUUUGGUGGACCCUUACUUUUGUUCUGAACGUCUUUGCUUUAAACACUUGCUUGCCCAUAUUGUGCUCGUCAUGUCUGCAAUAGAUACGCUCUCCAACGAGUUUCAAGAGAAACUACGACGGAGACCUGAGAACAGGUCAUUACGGGAAACAUUGCAGCAUCUGACCCACUUGCGCACUGGGCAGGAUGAAACGAUUACAACCACUUUGGAGUCCUUAAAGGACGAUUUUGAGAAGUUGGAGGCAGAGGGGUUAUGGCAGAAGUCUCCAGAGACAGAAAGACUAUUGCAGGAUCUCGUCUACGAGGUUGCGAGAUUGCAUCCUGCUCAGAAAAGGAUGCCCGCUGAAGUAUCUUCUAACAAUCCGAGCGCAGAAGCUGCUGGCUCAGCCGAACAACCCACACCGAUUCCUGUACCUCCUCCUCUGUCUACUCCGUUGCUUCCACUAUCUUCUUUCAAUACGACGGUACUUCCACUGGAAUUGAUUGAGGCCUUGAACCAGACAUACUUUCUGCAUUUGCUAGCGACAGAGCCUGAAAAGAUACUCCCUCCAGGGAAAUCCUUGCUCUCUGUCAUGAUACAUCCAAACGCUCAAACUCAGGAAGACCCGAUGGCUUCUUUGAAGAACAGGGUCGAAGAUCUCGUGCACAAAGCGUUCUGGGAUGAGGCUUUCGAAUCUCUUUCGAAUCCAACUCCCGCAGUGGAGAUGCCUAGACUGAAGAGACUAUAUGAGGACUUGCACACCGCUCUUGUAACUCUCCUCCCUUCCGAUCACCCUGUUUUGGUUACAUUAGCCUCCCCGCUUUCACCAACUUCUGCACCCCUUCGAUCUGCAGUCAGCCACCUUCGCGAAGUCCUGGACGCCUUGAAGCAAAGAUGUGCCCCUGCCCGUGAUGCCUAUAUCGACGCACUUAUAGUCAAAUUAGACGAUCCGCUUCCAUCCAGUCUCCCUCAGCUUGUUGUCGAAACUGUCCGAGACAUUCUGAAGCUCGCCGAAGGGAUGAAGGAAGAUUUAUCUCAGUUUGUUUUGGGAACAAUGGGCGAGAAGCAGCUCCGCGAGGUCAUCUCAGCACAGGCCAAGACACGCGAGAGGGAAUUGGUCCACAGUCUGUGGGAUCCUGAGAGCGUUCGGACGUUAUGGAAAGAAUGGCUCAUUGAACUAGACCCCGCUGCGCUAUCGAUUGCACAACCACCUCCUGAUGAAAAGAGAUGGGUUGUCCGGCUCAUGCAAGCUCUUGGAACACCUCACGCUAUCUCUUGCAAUAUUCCUACACGAUCUGGGGAGAUCCAGCCAUCAGGUGAAAUACGGCCCCUUUCCGAAACAUCUACCGACCUACCUCUGUCAUCGUCAAACACACUCCCGCCUCCUCUUUUCUUCGUUACGCCAACCCUCCUUCAAAUCCAGAACUUCUUACAAGCCUUGGUCAUAGCCGCGUCUCUCCGAUCACUCAUUCGUCUACCCCCAGCUGCCGCCCAAACUGACGGCGAUCCCUCAAAGAACGAAUCCCCAGAACAUACAUUCACCCAACGAGUUUGGAUAUUGCUGAAAUCGGAGAUUGAGGGGGAACCGGAUGCGGAUGGCACGAAACUCGUGCACCUCGCCGAUGAGAUCAUCAGGACUCGAAGAUCAUUCGGAGGGCCGGUGAACGAGGAGGAAGAGAAUCGUCUGCGAACUGCGGUAGAUCGUACCCUUCGAACUAGCGAUCCCGUCUUCACUUUGCUAUCCAAACGUCUCGUGAAUGCCUUGACGGAACGAUUACUUGUAGCCCCGGAACCUCAGGGUGCUGGUGCUGUGCCCUUUCGUCUACAAGCGGGAAAGGAUACACACAAGAAACCUCAUAUGUGGUUGAGUCCUGCCACCCACCAAGAUGAAACUGAGGUGUUGAGGGAGAAGCGGACAGAGAGAUCAUUGUUGGUGAAAGGGUUUGAGGAUGGGGUUUUAGUAGAUGCCGCGACGGAUGUGCUAGUGAAGCUGAGAGGGUGUGUUGAGUGGACGGAAGACGUAUGGGGUGAUGUGAUCAAAGGAGACUAAGAGCAUGUAAAUGUACAAAUGAACCGGACUUGAUAGAAUGGCAUUCAUACAAUUGCACG